AUGGAGACUCGUGAUCCAAAGAGAAGGAGGGCAACCUACAACAGUUGGUCGCACUUUACGACCGACAUCCUCAUCGACGUUGCUUCCAAGCACGUGACCUCCGCCGCCACCUACGCCACCCUCCGCGGCGUGUGCCGGAGUUGGAGAGCCGCGCUCCCCGCCACCGUGCCCGGCCCGCACCGCCUCCCCCCGCAGUUCCCUUUCCUCCUCCCUUUCUUUAGCCGCUGCCGCGCUGAUGAUCCCGCCUACCCCGCCUUCUUCUCCCUCACCACCAAUCGCACCUUCGCCCUCCGCCACCUCGCCGACGCCCAUGAGAGCGUCUGCAUCGGCUCCUGCUACGGGUGGCUCUUCCUCCUCUUUCCCGAUUUUAACCUUGUCCUCCGCAACCCCGUCACGGGCGACACGAUCCGACUCCCUCCCCUCGACGGCACCAUCGGCCUCACCUCCCCCGACCCCUUCAUGAGGAAUCUGCUGUUCGAGCACCACUUUUUCAUCCGCCGAGCCAUCUUAUCCUCCGACCCUUCCGCCGACCGCGACUUCUUGGUGGCCCUCUUCGUCGACACAGCGACAUCCCGCUGCUUGACCUGGGGGAGCGGUGACCGCCUCUGGACCAUCCGCGACCACCCCAAGUUCAUUCCCCAAGAAAUCAUAUUCUACAGAGACCGCCGCUGCUUCGCCAUCGGCCCCAACGGAGACUGCGCCAUCUUCGAGUUCGCCUCAGCAACCGACGGGGGCAGCAGCAGUGGCGGCGGCGGCAGCUUCUUCACGAGAGUGCGCAAAUUGCCGGUUUUGGGAACGCCAUUCUUGGUCAAAUCAGCGGGGAAUGUGUUGCUGGUUAUGGUGAAUUUUAUUACCCCAGGAAAAGUAGGCAGAUUUACAUUUUGUGGGCUCGACUUCAGCACAUUGCCCGACAAGGUAACGGUGGUGCCCGCAGAUAUCGGCGGCCGGAUCUGGUUCUUGGGGCAAUGCAACUCAAUGUCGGUGGCGUCAACGCAUGUCCCUGGAUUCGAAGGCACUAGCGUCUACCUCACGGAAAUCUAUCAGCAUACUUCGGAAGAUCCACGCAAUAACUACACUGCAAACAUUUGGCAGUUCCAGCUCAAGAACGUCAUUGUGGGCCGGCGCCGCAUCGAGCUUGAGUGCAGAGUGCGCAGCAUCGAGGGUGAGUGCAGAGUGUAUACUCCAUGGCCGACGCUUUGGUGGGUUCCCCCGAAUCUCCACAAGAAAUUGGGUGAGUGA
Molecule: messenger RNA, 1239 nt
Organism: Ananas comosus (pineapple)
Lineage: Eukaryota; Viridiplantae; Streptophyta; Magnoliopsida; Poales; Bromeliaceae
Exons: 1
Coding region: 1-1239 (412 amino acids)
Source: RefSeq, a predicted model, not a curated record